AUGGCAACCCUUCAAGCUUCAAGUUUUUUGUGUGCUUCUGGUUCUAUUUCCUCCGGCCAGAACCAAAGAAGGAGAAUUGCAGCCCCUACCAAUCUGCCAAAACUCCGGACAAGUACUCUCUCUCUGCCAAACCUACCAACUAUCAGAGGUUUGGUGGAGGAACUGGACUUGAAAAGUGGUAAUUACACUACUACCACCACGACUAAAAUUGAAAAACACUCGAAUUCGCCUAAGAUUAGGCCUCAAGCCAAUGAUUCUGAUCCCAUCGUGAUUGCAAAGCUAUAUGCAAUAAUGGAGGCUGUUGCAGAUAGAGUAGAGAUACACAAGAACAUUGGAGAGCAAAGAAACAAUUGGAACAGCCUGCUUUUAACAUCCAUCAAUGCAAUCACUCUUGCCGCUGCAAUCAUGACUGGAAUUGCAGCUACAAGAGCUCUCGGUGCUCCUAUAAUGGCAGUCAAGCUCGCUUCUACUAUAAUGUAUUUGUCAGCAACAGGGAUCCUAUGGAUUAUGAACAAAAUUCAACCAUCCCAACUUGUUGAAGAACAACAAAACGCUGCAAGGUUGUUUAAGCAGCUUCAUGGACAAAUUCAAACACUUGUAACAAUUGGUAGUCCUACGGGCAGUGAUGUGAAGGAAGCAAUGGAGAAAGUUGUGGCUCUUGACAGGGCCUACCCUCUUCCUCUAAUUGGCGUGAUGCUCGAAAAAUUCCCAUCUACAGUGGAGCCAGCAGUAUGGUGGCCUAAACAACUAGGACAAAAAAUGAAAGAGAAUAGUGGGAAAAUGGAUUGGAAUGGUUGGAAUGGAAAGUUGGAAGAUGAAAUGAGAGAGCUAAUGGGGAUAGUGGAGAGGAAGGACAAAGCAAACUACUUGAAAGUGGGCGAAAAAUUAGUGAAACUUAACAAAAAACUGGCCUUAACUGGUCCAAUACUAACAGGUCUAGCAGCAGUUGGGUCUGCUUUUACAGGAUCUUCUUCACUUGGUGCUUGGGCCGCGGUUCUUGGUGUCGUUGGUGGCGCUUUGGCAAGUAUAGUGAACACAUUCGAGCAUGGCGGGCAAGUUGGGAUGGUUUUCGAGAUGUACAGGAGCAAUGCUGGUUUCUUUAGUCUCAUGGAGGAGUCCAUAGAGUCAAAUUUGAAUGAAAGUGAUGUGAGUAGGAGAGAGAAUGGGGAAUUGUUUGAAAUGAAGGUGGCUUUACAGUUGGGAAGGAGCCUCUCAGAGCUAAGGGACCUUGCAAGUUCAUCAUCAAGAAAAGGAGAUGAAAAAUCGGCAAGCAAGAUUUUCUGA
Ilex paraguariensis (yerba mate) is the source of this 1284-nucleotide messenger RNA. The record is from the annotation of a GenBank genome assembly. Lineage: Eukaryota; Viridiplantae; Streptophyta; Magnoliopsida; Aquifoliales; Aquifoliaceae.